AGGGAUUCAGGAAGGUUGAUACAGAUCGCUGGGAGUUUGCAAAUGAGGGAUUCUUAAGAGGUCAGAAGCACCUGCUUAGUAGUAUUAGUCGCCGAAAACCUGUCAGUGGACUUGAUCAACAGCCUCAGCAACCACUUGGACAGAGUUCAUCGGUUGCUUGAGGAAGAGGUUGAGCAGCUAAAAAGGGACAAGAAUGUGCUUAUGCAGGAGCUUGUCAGGUUGAGACAGCAGCAGCAGUCCACUGAUAGUCAGCUGCACACAAUGGUGCAGCAACUUCAGGGGAUGGAACAGCGGCAACAGAUGAUGUCAUUCCUGGCGAAGGCUGUGAAUAGCCCUGGUUUUUUGGCACAGUUUUUACAGCAGCAGAAUGAGAGCAGCAAGCGCAUAACCGAAGGGAACAAAAAGCGGAGGCUUAAGCAGGAAAGUGUUUCAGAUGACCAUCUCGGCCCUAUGGAUAGACAGAUUGUUAAGUACCAGCCUUUGAUGAAUGAGGCAGCCAAUGCAAUGCUUAGGCAGAUCAUAAAAGUGGAUGCUCAGCAUAUGGAACACCUUACAGAACAGAUGGGGUUUCUUGCAGCGGAAACCAGAAAAGUCUGAUCUCGUUACCAAAUGUACGUGUCUCAAUAUCGUCUCAGGUAAAGCCUGAAAACAAUACAUAGUAGUCUUCUAGCCAUCUUGGUCCUCUUGUUUUGACCAUUGAAAUGGCAGCGAGUAGCCUAAUACCUUUUCUACCCUUUUACCUUGCCUUUGUUUUGCACAUAUGGAGAGAAUAGGUUUUAUUCAACUUUUGUAACUUCUAAUUUCUCUUCACCUCUUCUUAAAGAAAAUUUAACCUUGUGGACACGGCGGUGUUGAAGGCUUAGCUUGUGCUUUGAAUUUUUUUUUUCGACUUUGAUGUUUUGUUCUGGAUAAAUGUUUGCUUUGUUCAAAUGGGUC
This is a messenger RNA of Ilex paraguariensis (yerba mate), 936 nucleotides long. NCBI's taxonomy places the organism in Eukaryota, Viridiplantae, Streptophyta, Magnoliopsida, Aquifoliales, Aquifoliaceae. The record is from the annotation of a GenBank genome assembly.